AUGGACUCUGGGGCUACUGAUCAUGUCACUGUAGAUUUGAACCACCUGCAUAUUAGUAAGAACUACAAUGGAGAUAUUCUUUGUGUUCCUAAAAUCACAAAAAACCUGUUAAGCAUCUCCAAGUUUACCAAAGAUAACAAUGUGAUAGUUGAAUUUGAUGCUAAUUGUUGUAUUGUAAAGGACAAGUCCACAGGAGCAAUGUUGUUGCAAGGAGACCUUAAAGGUGGCUUGUACCAGCUAAAUUAUCUCCCCAUUCAGACCUCCUCCAGCCCCUUUAUGACCAAAAAUCAAAUUUCUUCUCAACUAGCCUCUAUUAACUCUGUUACCAACAUCAAACCAGUCUGCUUUGAUUCUCAGAAUCAUUCCAUGUGCUGUAAUAAGACAAUUAGUUCUUUAGAGUCAAAUAGUUGCCUUAAAGGUCCAUCUGAUGUUUCAUCUGUUGUGUUGAAUAAUGAAAGCUGUUAUCAACCUGUAUUGAGUGAGUCCUGUGUCACCAAUGGUUCUCAAUGUAUCUCUUCUAUUGAUAAUAAAACUAAGGAUGAUAGGUUUAUGAUUUUUGAUAGUACUACUACAUUUCCUCCAUCUGAUUGUUCACAAGCUUCUGCUAAUUUCACAGUCAGUACAGGUGUUUUGGAUAAUUCAACUCUUAACAAAUCCUAUGCAUCUUCUGUUGUUUCUCAUGUUGCUCUAGCAUCUUCAAACAUGCCUCCCAUGGUUACAAAAGCUAAAUCAGCUGCUUGGUUACAAUUGGAAACUUCUAAUCAAGAUGAUAUUCAUCUUGCUUACUUACUUGAUAGGUCUGCAACUCCUGAGCAAAAAUUUAAGUCAUUGGUAACUCACAAUCCAGAUGAUAUUCAUCUAGCUUUCUUAGUUGAUGGGUCUGAAGCUCCUGAACCAGAAACCAAGUCAGUUUCUAAUGCACUUAGCAGUAGCAAUUGGAAGGCUGCUAUACAAAGCAAGUUUGAUGCUCUUAUUCACAACAAUACUUGGACUCUUGUACCCUCAUCUUCAGAUAUGAAUGUUGCUCCUAGAACAUGGUUUGAAAAGUUGAAAUCUGCUCUUCAGCAAAAAGGGUUCCAAAACUCUAUUUCAGACUCAAUUCUCUUCACUCUUCAGCAAGCUUCAGGUUCUACCUAUGUACUUGUGUAUGUUGACGACAUACUAAUCACUAGUUCAGAUGCAAUAUUUAUCACUCAGUUGAUGAAAGAUCUCAACAAUGAUUUUGCUUUAAAUACCCUUGGGUCACUCAAAUACUUUCUCGGUUUGGAAGCAACUAGGACAUUUGUUGGUAUUCAUCUAAAGCAGUCCAAAUAA
This is a messenger RNA of Pistacia vera, 1314 nucleotides long. RefSeq lists its product as uncharacterized. NCBI's taxonomy places the organism in Eukaryota, Viridiplantae, Streptophyta, Magnoliopsida, Sapindales, Anacardiaceae. The transcript is spliced from 5 exons. The coding region runs from base 1 to 1314 and encodes 437 amino acids. The record is from RefSeq and is a predicted model, not a curated record.